Messenger RNA from Pocillopora meandrina, 11037 nucleotides. The record is from the annotation of a GenBank genome assembly. NCBI's taxonomy places the organism in Eukaryota, Metazoa, Cnidaria, Anthozoa, Scleractinia, Pocilloporidae.
AACGAGUUUGGUGUGCGUUUUCUUUCCCAUGAUACCUUUACGGCCGUGUGAUCGUCUGAAAUAAAACAUGGCGGAAACAGUGGGCAGAAAAAUUUCUCCAGUUUAGUCCAUCACUUUAGAAUGCCAAGAGGUUUCGCAAACUGAAAUGAGUGCAGCAGGAUGGGUUGAAACAUUGCGAAGGUUCAACGAGAGGAAAAAGGCAGAGAAAGAAGAAGGUAUGAUGUUUUGUCGCAAUGCAACUCCCGGAAAGUGUCUUGUCUGUCUGUUAUAAUCGCUGUUUCUUUUCCUCUCUUUCAAAAUCUAGAUGCUGAGAAUGUAGCAAAAAGGUCUCCCAGCGAGACAGAGCUGUUUACCAAGUAUUACAACGAUUGGAAAGGAGCAGGGAAAGGCAAAACCAAAAGUUAUGAUGCGAUACCUAGAUUUUAUUUCAAGGUGUCUGCCUGUUUUAUGUGCGCUUUGUACAAACAAUGCUUAAAUUUUUUUGUGGUAGUUAAGAGUUAUCUAGUCCAAUUCAGUUUCGUUCGUACCAUCCAAAAGUUCAACAAGAAAGUUGCCAACUUAAAGGAAUUACUUCAUGCGCUCAAAGUGAUAUUCUCCAUUCGGAACCUAGAUGAUAGCUUGAACAAUUUAAAAGACAUUUUUACGAUGAUGGAUGGAUGAUAAUUCUAGCAUUGAUCAUGUCAAUGUAUAGUCUGUAUACAGAGUAUGCAUUUAGUCUCUAUCCCUCCUGAAUUUAUUUUGUCAACUUUUCAAGUUAAUUAAAUUAUUUUCUUCUCUCUUGGUGGUCAGCUUCCUUCAGAAGAUGAAGUUUUGUUGCAAAAACUGCGUGAGGAAUCACGAGCUGUGUUUCUCCAGCGAAAAAGUAGAGAGCUCCUCGACAAUGAUGAACUGCAGGUGAAAUGAUUGCUUGAUUUUUUUAUGUUUUUCGUAAGAUCUUCAUGUAAUAAACUUCAGAAUAAUCCUCACAGCCAUGUAUCUCUUGAUACACGCAUUCUUACUAAUUGAUGGUUAUUCUUUUUUUCAUUAUAGAACCUGUGGUUUUUACUUGAUAAGCACCACACACCACCUUUGUUUGGAGAUGAACAGGUAUUCUGUGAGACAGUGAUGGUGCUACAUCUUUGUGGCAUAAUUUACUUGUAAAAAAUAUUUUCAUUGUAACCAUGCAUUUAAAGGAAUUUUUGUCAGAAAUAUAAUAUUGUCUUUUCACAUUAUACAUAUGAAUCUUAUUUCAUUCAAGGGUUUUGAAAUUAGGAAGGUUAGUUAAAUGUUAAUAGUAAUCCAAGCUUCUCUGAAGUGAGGUAAUGUGUGUACAAAGAUCAGGCUGGGUGAUGAUUGGUAAUUACUGUAGGGAACAUGCCCAUGAUCAGGUAGUCUGAGCUGUUUUAUUGUAUCAGCUUUCAGAUCACUCUAAAGCUCAGCCAAUAUCAAGCUAAUCAAUGCUUUCCUGCUCACACAACCCCUAGUGGUUUUAUUAGUUUAAAAAUCUCUAGUGCCAGCAUCUUGCUUUGGCAGUCAAUAACUGUGUUGCCCAAACAUUAUGGUCUGUGUUUGAUAUUAAAAGUGAUUAAAUUUUUUGUGGGUUGUUUUAUGUUUUGUCCUGUAGACAACAUGUUUAUUCCUUUUGCAUUUGGUAAAUAGAUGAUCAACUAUGAAGAUUUCUUGAAAGUUGCUAGAGAGGCUGGUGAAAAAUGCAGGUAAAAUAGAGGAAUUCUUAGCCUCUUUUUAAUUAUCUGAGUAUUAUAUGUUUAUUAUUAUAGCUUUGCCCAUAGAAAAAUCACAGGGACCCAAGGGCUUUGUUCUCAGAGAUCUGGAGUGCCCAGAUCUUAAAAGGUUUACUUCAUAAAAGUUAUUCAUUAAGGUUGCCUCAACGCUUGAUUAAGUAGCCCAUGGUACCUGUAUUGUGCAAGAGCAUAGCCUUGAAUAUAAAAUUAACAUGAACAAAAUCCAUCCUCCAAACAUUAUUUAGACAUACAGGGAGACAAAUUGGCCUUUUGGUAAUUGUGUUAGACUCUCUACCAAGUGGUCAUGGUGUAAAAUUUAGCCUGGUCUUUAUGUUUUGUUCAUGUGCUCCAUGUUUUGCUCCCACUGUAUCUCUCCCCAGCUAGGAAUACAAAUAAAGGCCUGCCAAGUGUGAAAUUUGAUUAGUUACCUUUGUAAUUACCUAUGGAGUAGGUUUCAAUUAAAAAGAAAAAGACAAAUUCCUUGUUACCUAUUGUGAUAGAAACUUAGAUAAUACUCAGCAGUUAUUGGAAACUAGGCUGGUAAGGCUUGACCUAACCUUGUUGUGCUAGGAUAAAGAAAUUGUUUAACAUUGUGUGUGAUGGUAAGUACAGACCUGUCACUCCUCUUGUUAGGAAAGAAAGAAUGGUCACUUACUAUAGACCUACUGGAUUGGAUGAGGGGUAUACAGUACUCCUUAGACAUUGACAAAUACAGAUCCUUCCAGACAGAGAAAAUAUCUUUAUCAUUGAUAGAGAUUUUUUUUGUAAGCAGUGUUUAUAAUUUUUCAUUUUCUUGAAUACUCUUUAGGCCAUUUUUUAGUGCAACUGUUUUUGCCAAGCUGUUUCAACAGGAUCCUUUUGGAAGGUGAGCACAUUAGUUAACAAUUAAGCCUGCAAGUGCAUAGUUUACUCAUAUUCAAUAAGUGCAAAUGGAAUAAUUCUUUUUGGUCAUUGAUCCAAAAAAAAAUGCUUUGUUUAUUCAGCAAUGAUGGUGGAAUUGUUGGCAAGUGUGUAGGUAAAUCAGAUAUCAUGACCUGUGAACCAAUCCAAACUUACUGGUAACAGCUGGAAUACGUCAUUGCUAGUUUUAAUAAAGAACAAACAUCAACUAAAAUUUAUAAGUUUUGAAAAUUAGGAUUAAGUUAAGUGGAUAGUUGUGGAUUUUACAUGUACUUGCAUUUUUUGAAACAUGAAAGAAUGCACAGAGUCUUCUAAUUUGAAGGUGUUCUGUUUAUUUCAGGAUAUCAAUCAUGCAGUUUUUCAAUUAUGUGAUGCGUAAAGGUAAGUUUGAGUUAGCUAAUGGAUUUUUAUUCAUGUGAUCAGUGAUAUUGAGACCUCCUUUACCUGGCUGAAGCCACUUUGGGUGACAUCAACUUCAACUUCCUGUGAGCAACAAUCUCUCAUGGUUGAGCUCACAACACACUUUUUAGGCCUAUGUGAGGAUAAAAUAUAUGAGGAUAAAAUUUGUUCUUUACAAUUACCCUUUGCUUACAGUUAAUUUAUUGUAAAUACCAAGCAUCAACUUAAUAUUUUUUUGUACCUACUUGAACUAAAUAUGUAGUAUUAGUAAGGGUAGUUUUGCUUGUUUUGAUAGUGGAUAUUAUACAGAUUUAUACUAUUAAGAAUUAAAUUUCUGUAUUUCUGAAUUUCUGAAUUCUGUUACUCUGUCCUGGUCAUUGAUAUACACAUACAUGUAGCUGUAGAUGAGUAGUUUGAGUAGGCUAAAAUUUUUAAAUUCAAUUAAUGUGAUUGUCCCUACUACAAAAAGAAAAUGAAUCUUUGAAAUGGUUGGACUGUGGCUCAAAGGAUGUGUUUGAAGUGCACUUCAUCUGCUUUGGCAAGAUUCAACCCAGAUUCUUAUUGCCUAUGAAGCUCUUUUUCAACAUGUACUUAGUGAAUUGGUUAUUGCUUGGUUAUGAUGCAUAGUUAUCUAAUUGCUGGAAAAAGAGUUUGUCUUUUAUAUUUGCAGUUUGGCUUCAUCAAACCAGAAUAGGUCUCAGUUUGUAUGAUGUUGCAGGACAAGGAUACUUGAAAGAGUCGGUAAGCUUGUAAAUACUGGUAUCAGGGUAAACUAUGCUCCCAGCACAAAUCAAUUUUUCAUUACAUGUUAAACAGCGAUUUCUCUGUCAAUUGAUUAGUAACUCCUAAUUUUUGGCUUUCGUCAAUCUCACAUCCGAAAAUGUAAUGGUUUUUCAAAGACAUUAAUAACUGAACAGUGUGUCUUAGUUUUAAUUUGCAAGGUUAUUCCUUGCUUGGCUUCUCUUUUAGAGCUUUAGUUGUGGAUCCACUGUUGACAAGCUCACAUAUUUGCAUAUGGGCAAGAGUUGCUUAUCCAAGAACCAGUGCCAGUAUCACUCAGUGUGGGAAAGAGAUUGAUUAAGAAAUCAUAAAUUUGUGUUGAAUAACUAAAAAUUGCAAUGCAUCUGUUGAAGAUUACUCAUGACUGUUACAGGAUAUGAUUGUUUUAUUAUAUUUUUCAGGACCUGGAAAAUUAUAUUUUGGAGUUAAUCCCAACCUUACCUCAGGUAUUUUUUUUAUCUUUAUACACAUGUACUUGGGCAAUAAUAUAUAUUAUGCUCUGGAAAUCAGUUGUUGUUCAUCACUUGGUUAUUCUUUAUCACAACAGUGCACCACAGUGUACCACAUCAUAUCACAGAUGGUCUGUGCUAAGUUUACAAUGUUGAAUAUUUCAAAAAAUACUUAAUUUCACACUCUUUGAUGGUUGUGCACAAUAUACAAUACUUCACAAUAAACAAGUAUCAAGUAUAUGUAACUUUGUAAUAAUUACAGCCAGCACUGAAAUGCUAUUUGUUUUUUGGUGGUGUUGAGUGAUAUUGUCCAGUCAGACAACUCCUUUCCAAUAAUAUUAUUCAAGGAACAAGUGAUUUUCAAUAAGGGUGUAAAAGUGAGGUUCUUACAUGUACAUCAUAUUGGGGACCUUAAGCAAACCACGACAGUGAGGGCAAUGAGGACAUGGAAAAAACAAAAUAUCUAAUUGGAAGAAAAAUAGCUCAGCAUGUGUGUUUUAAAACUUUGUACAUUUCUUAGCUGUCCUAUGCAAAACAACAACAUGAAAUCACCACACUUUGUGUCUGCAAACUGAAACUGGGACAGCAAAUUAUUUUAAUUUCCAUUCAAAACCCAAAGCUUCUUUUACAUGUUAUGCUGAAGUUGAGGUGUGGUGAUGUAUGAGAUGGUUAACAAAUGCAGCCAUUUUUGAAAUUCUAAUUAAAGGCAGAAAUUCAUUUUUUAAUUGAAUUCUUCUUUGGUGUUGCUGUCCUGACUGCUUAAGGUCCUAUUGUUUUCCUAUGGAGGCAGAGGGCUAUUUUAUCUUCAAUAAAAAAUGCCACAAUACCUUUUGUUUUGUAGUUGGAUGGCCUUGAGAAGUCAUUUUAUUCUUUCUACGUGUGCACUGCUGUUAGAAAGUUUUUCUUCUUUUUGGAUCCCCUCAGGACAGGUAAGGAGGGUGGAUGGGAAGCCUGUUAAAUUUUGAAAAUAUCUCUUUACCCUUAAUUCCACAAAAUGCUUAGGCCAGACAGCAGCAGACACACCCCCUAAACAGUUGUGUUGUGGUUUCAUGUUCCCACUGAAACUGGAGUAUGUGAAGAGAUAAGUUAUUGCAUUAAGUCACUGGCAUUGCUGUUAUACAAGUUACUGUGAAUCAUACAAAUCUUGCUUUUAACCCCAUACUCCCUAACAUCAAUAUGCAUAUCCUCCAUACUACUCCCUAGACAUUUCUGAGGGUUCUGACAAGGAGAAUCUCAUGACCUUAAUGUUUGAUUCAGGGGUGAUGUUGUAAGGAGAAAUUGGAUGUUAGUCAAUCUUAGGAGUUAAAGGGUUAACUGGAACAUUAAAAUUUGAACAGUCUGUGAACUUUUAAUGCCUUGUUUCACAUGAUGAAACUGUUAUGUACAUGUAGGUGACCCUCUCUACAAAUAUUUCCAGUAAUUGUAGGUGCAGUGUUGUAAUAAAACACAGAGGACAAAUAGUGGAUGUAUUCCCUAGUUCUGUCACAUGGGUGAAACAUGACUUGAAACCAAUUAAAAAUACACAUUUUGAUGAUAUAGUUCUAAACUGACUUCACCCUUGUAAUCUGUUGAAGAAGAACACUAUUUCACCUCUGCAGUAAGUGGUCUUUACAAACAUCUGACAAUCUAUUGGAGAGAGUAUAGAAAUAAUUUUCUAUAAUUUGUUAAACCCUUUUUUUCCAACAGGAAAAAUAAAGAUUCAAGACAUCCUUGCCUGUAGUUUUCUGGAUGAUCUCCUUGAGGUAUGGCUGUCAAUAUCAACUACUCACUAUUAACUGUUUCACAACAGUGACAAUAAUGUGUUGGAAAUGCCACAAAGAAGAUGAAAACAUAGAGACUAUGAAAUUUAAUGGAAAAUACCAUAAUCUUGGUUUCAAUGUACUUAUUGCCUCUGGUCAUGGUGUCUUUUGAUUAUGUAAUUUCAGUAAUUUUUUGAAUGUGACUAACCUUAAUAAUUGUUAUUGAUAUGUUGCACAUGUGUGUGUGACUUGAGUAUUUCCUACUUGGAAUCAUGACCUCUAUAAACUAGGCAAAUUUAGAUAUUUCUUCUUUCAUUACAAACUAUUAUUUGUAUCUGUGUAGUUGAAUUGAGGUAAGAAAAAUGUAGACAAGUAAUUAUUUGUGCUGUUGUAGCUGAGAGAUGAAGACCUAUCCAAAGAACAACAAGAUGCAAACUGGUUUUCAGCACCCUCGGCAUUAAGAGUCUAUGGUAAGAUUGUUUUGCAUUGGUAGUCACACAUGUAUUAAUUUUAAUAUCCUGACUCAUUAAAAAUGUUUAAUAACCUCUAAACUCAACUCAGCUAUUUCAUUUCCAUUAAAAAAAACUGUUUUAAUUACUUUCCAGGGCAAUAUCUAAGUCUUGAUACUGAUCAUAAUGGAAUGUUGAGUAAAGAAGAAUUAGCAAGGUAUGGUUAAUGGCUACAUUUGAAGUUGUUACACUUUGAAUUAACACUAAUUUUAAUUAAAUAUCUCAGAAUGAUCUUAAUGUUGAUAAACGUUAGUCUUACUGUUGUAGAUAUGGUUCAGGAACCUUAACCAAGGUGUUUGUGGACAGAGUGUUUCAGGAAUGUUUGACAUACGAUGGUGAAAUGGUGAGUUAGUUAAUGGUGGAGUAAGCAUUGAUAAAAAGACAACAUUGACUACUUUAAGGAGCAUUAUUCACUUGAGGGUGAUACAUAUCACACUCUUGAAAGGAGUAACAACAAUUUGUUUGGAAGUAUGACAUCAUCUUACAAUAGGUUUGUCAGAAACAAGCAGUGCUAGCCAGCCAAAAGAUCUAUGCUUGUUGUCAAUCAGAAUUGAGAAAGUGAAACUUACAUCUGUAUGUGUACUCAUGAGAUGCUGUCCAUCAAUAUUUAGUCUUUGUUAAUUCAGUUGUCCAAAGUAAUCUUUGACUUAUUUGAACAUGUGGUUAACCCCCUGUGAAGACUAGAAAAAUAAAGGUCCCUUCCAGUCAAUCUCAUCAGGGAGUUUAGGAAAUGACAGCGACACCAUGGACAUUGUCAAUUACAAAAUGAACCUAUAUUUUACCUAUGAAUCUCGUGAUAACCUAAAGUAAUUUAGUUUGUUGCUUACUCUCAAAACUAUUUCGAAACUGAGUAUGGAACACAGCAUUAAAUUAGAAAUAGAAAUUUACAAAAUUAGCCGUCGUUGUUCACAUUCUCCAGACAACACAAAGUCAUUUCGUGUUGUUGUUUUGCAGAGGAUACAAAGAAAUUUACAAAGAUGUUGAACGCAUGAGCACAGCUAUUGUUCUACUCAUUAAACCUUUUAUUUAAUGACAUUCCUGUUGCCAUUACCGUCAUGAUUUUCUUAAACUCUCCAUUAGGAUAACUGAAGACACUUACAUUAUGUACUUUAUAGUGUGUUUGGACAUGCAGUGUUGUAAUGGCUUAGUCUGAGUAGUCUUAUUCUGUGCUGAUAUUCCUAAUCAAGAAGGAAAUGUUUUGUGCCUGUUGAUGCAGUUUUUAGCAGGACAGCUGAUGUUUUUACCAGGAAAAUUAGGUACACCAACACCAUUUUCAGCUAUGCAGCAAAUUUAGUUCCACUUAUAAUUUUACUUAACAAGCUACCGUAAUGAAAUGUGGAUGAUAUUUUUGUUACAGGACUACAAAACAUAUUUGGAUUUUGUGCUUGCAUUAGAAAACAGAAAAGAACCACAGGUUGGUGUCAUUACACACAAAAAUGUUCAGAGAAAUGCUUGCUCUAAUGGUCAUCCAAACAAGUCCGUGAUAUACAUGUACAUUUACAUUUAGCUUAGUUAUUGAUUUAUUUUUAGCAUAGGACAAGGAAAAUUCCAUGACCCGUGCUAGAAUUUGAACUGAAGACCUUGUAAUUAUACAGUUGAUAUACUUUAUGCACUGAAUUACAGACAACUUGUCCAUGGAUUGGGUCAUCUGUGACAAAGUGUUCAUUACAGUUUAUUGUACUUUGUAUAAACACACUCAGAACUAUGCACCAGCUCUGUUUUGUGAUAUUUCCUUUGGAGCAUCAGUGAGAUUUUUGUAUAACUUUCUAUUUUUUGUUUCCACAAGGCACUGCAGUACAUGUUUAGGAUCCUGGAUGUGCAGGUAUACCCAACAUCAACUUUUUUUUUUUUAAAGGUGGUGCUCUGCCAACCUGUGCUUUGUUGGCCCAGUCAUCCUCCCACCUGCAUGUACAUGAUGUUAAAUCAGCUAAUAAUAUUAAUGUGAUUUGAAACAAAUACCCAACUUUCUUGAAUGUACAAAACAUUUUUUCAGUCAAUUAACACAUGUAUGUGAAAUGCCAGAUUUUGAUUGCCUAGAAUGUGUCAUGCCUGUGACUUUGCAAUCACAUGCUCUGACUAUGCUGAAGAAGACUUGUUUCAUAGUUAGGCCUUUAAACAGAGGUCUUGUGACAUAUAACUUCAUGCUGUUAGACAUAUAAGGUAGUUAGGGCUUUUAACCGAGUUCUUAUGAAUUAUUUACUGCAUGUUGUCAGAGUUUGACUGCUUCAAAACAUGUUAUAGUAUUUUUCUUACUUUACAUAUCAGAUUAUCAUAGCUACAGCUUUAACUGUUAUGUGCGCACUUAAAUUUUGAUGAGUGCUAGUAGCAUUGAAACAACUUCAGGGAUACCCAUAUGCAUGUAAGAGGAUGUACAUAAGAAGAGAACUUAAUGAAAACCUAAAAAUAAUAUAAUGUGGGGCCUCUAAGCCCCCUAAAAUGCUUCAUUUGUGGCUUUUUAUUUGAUAUCCACUUGUUUGUCUCUGUUUUAGGCUGUUGGACAUCUCAACAUCUUUUCAUUAAACUUCUUCUUUAGGGUGAGUUUUUGGAAAUAAUUUAAUGAUCAUAUUUUAAGGAAUGGGUUUGCCAGUCAGACUUCAGCCAGGCCAUCUUUUGUUUAUAGGAAAUUCAAGAGGAGAUGAAAAAGCAUGGACAUGAGCCAGUGAAGUUUCUUGAUGUUAAGGUAAUGAGUGACUGAUAUUACUGUUGUAGUUUUUGUAACCAUAAAAAGAUGUCAUGGUAAUGUAGUUUGUACAGAAGCCCCUACCCUUCAGUGUUUAGAGUAGGGAGCAGCAGUACACAGGCUUUGGUACAUUAGAUCAUCCCUCCUUGGUGUGAAGCCCAGAAAGAAUUAUUUUCUUUUAAUUCUCCAUUCUUGCAACUUUCAUGAAUCAGUUGCAAGAAUCAGUUUCAAGAAUGGAGAACAGAGUUUUUGAGCUAAGACUUACUGCUUACUUUCAAGUUAUGCUGAUCAAACUGUACCAGUAACAUGUAAGAGAUUCUGGGAGCUGAAAUGCUGUAUGAGUUAUAGUCUUCAAUCUUUAUUUUUGUUUAGUCUGUUGGCAGGGUGAAGAACUUACUAUGAUAAUAUAAUGUUUCUCUUGGAAAACAACCAUGAGAUCAGUGUGUUGUGUUUGAUUUGCAUGCUUGAAAUUUUCUGUGGUAUCUUUUUGUGCAUAUUACAUGGAGUGACUUCUCCAUUUUUUUUCUGAAAAGCUUUUUGUCAUUCUACUGCCUGCUGAAACCUACUGAUCAUAUUAUUUUUCAGGAUGAGAUUUUUGAUAUGGUCAAGCCUGAGGAUCCUUACAAAAUUACUCUGCAAGAUCUUGUUAACAGGUCAGGCAAGAAUUAACAUCAUUUGGUAAACUUUGGUAACAUCAGUUUGCAGUAGUUUCCUUUCUGUUUAGCCUGGUCUAAGCCCCUCUUUGGUAAUCAACUGUUUCAAGGGGACUGACAUCAUUGGUCUCAGAAUUACUCUUAGGCUGACUAAAUUUCUUUGGAAUCAAUUUGUAACUCAACCUUGUGCUUGCUAAAGCUAGUGACUUUUAUUUGCAACCCCCCUCCCCACCCCCCUCAGAGUUGUCAGGGCAGGGCAGGCCACAGGGUGGUUAUUAGGGAGAUAGGAUAUCCAUGUGGAGUGCUUUGUUGUUCUUGAUGACCAUACAAUGCAGUACAAGUGUGGAAUUUUUGGGUUUCACUAAUUAACUGAGUUGUUGUUAAAUUGACAGUGGUCAAGGGGAGACAGUGACAAGUAUUCUGAUUGAUUUGAAUGGCUUUUGGACCUAUGAGAACCGGGAACUUCUGGUACAAGAUGGUAAUAAUGAAGACCAUCCAUGAAGACACUGAAACAGAAAUGUGCAUCUUUCUCAUCUGGGCUUCCUAGGCACCUGUUAACAUCAUUGAAGCUAGCGGGUCACUUAAAAUGUCGAGGAAACUGGCUUUGAAUUGGCUUCAGAAAGUUUUCUAGGUGUGUGAAAUUAAGACUCGAGUGGUAUUAGAACCAGGAUAUAUAUGUUUUUUGUCGCCUUUGUGACGGUCUUUAACAUGAAUUUUGUCGGUGUUGUCAUCAUUCCCCCUCCCCUCUUUAAGAGGAAUGUCCAUCGCAGAAUUGCCUCUGGUACGAUUUAGACACUUGUGUUCUUUAGAUUUAUAAACAUUUUGUGUUCCAUUUUGUCACAGUAAACUUGGGUCAAUAGUUCCAUUCGUAUGGAACCCAUCAAGAGACUGUCUACUCUAAAUUGAACAAACAACUUUGCUUAAAUAAACGAUUUAAAAAAAACUUAAAUGGCAUCUUCUUUUUUGGUAAUGAAUGAUCGAGCUUCAAAGCAAGUUUCUAUGAAUGAAAAUCAUGCAUGUAAAUGUUUCUUUUCAAACUAUGUGUGAAAUUAGCGCAGCUGGGUCCCAUUUUGGUCCCCUUGGCUACACCAUUAGUUUGUUUGUGAUAUUUGCGACCGAAUGAAAAUCAAUUAAGUGUUGGUACUAGUUCGGCUUGACGGAGUAGUGUUUCAUAGCUUGGUUCCUUAACAGUGCGUAGAUCGAAGAA